Messenger RNA from Lytechinus pictus (painted urchin), 10376 nucleotides. Its product is annotated as GON-4-like protein. Gene Ontology annotation, biological process: regulation of DNA-templated transcription. Gene Ontology annotation, cellular component: nucleus. Lineage: Eukaryota; Metazoa; Echinodermata; Echinoidea; Temnopleuroida; Toxopneustidae. The record is from RefSeq and is a predicted model, not a curated record. Gene Ontology annotation, molecular function: transcription coregulator activity. Bases 249 to 7880 code for a protein of 2543 amino acids. The transcript is spliced from 28 exons.
GUCUCGUUACCGGCGCGCUGAAUGAAAGAUAUAAACGGCAGUCAGGCAAUAAAGAGUCGAAAUUUCAUGACAUUAAUUGGAAAACUGCAGCUGUCUUGGCUAAAAAAAAACCUUCCCAGCUGACCCCAUAAUGCUUCGCUAUUCUUUCAGGUCACUGGUGAAGAGAACAUUCUGAAGUGCCAAGAUGAUAUAUAUACCUGCAAUGAUCAUGCUAGUUCUGACCACUUGAAACCAGUUAAUGGAUAACCAUGGAUGAUGACAAAGGAAAGGACCAGACUGAACAAUCUGAAGACAGCAACUCCCUGGAUCUUGUUGGUAAAGGCAAGGAAUGUCCAGAUGAAUCCCAAGGUGUUUCUGAAGAGGCGAAGGGAGAAGCCCAUACAGGGAAAUCAUUACAGGAUGCAGAAGAGACGAGUACCAUUGGAAGUGGUAAUGAAGUAGAAAGAGUAGGAAUUUUCAAAGCUUUGGAAUUCUCUGAAGGUUUAGCUCACCAGCCUGAAGCAAAGAAGAAUACUGAUACUGUGGAAGAUGUAGCUACAACACCUGUAGCAGCUUGUCCUCCGGAAGUUCACAAAGAUGUGCAAACUGCAGACCUUGGAGGAGAGCAAAGCAAAAUACACAGUAUUCAUCCAUCUAGUGAUGACCCUUGUAUUAAUGUUCAAACAAGCCAGCAUGAAGAACCAAUGAUGUCCAUGUCUUCUGCUAAAGAGACUUGUCUUAGCAUGGGGAAGGAGGAUGUGAAAAUUCUCAUUGAUCAAGGACUCGAUAGCCAGCCAUCAACACCGAGAAAGGAUUCUGAGAUGUUGGAUGAGCCCAUGUUGACUGAAUCUCCUGCGUAUAGUGAGGAUGGUAAGCUUGUCAUUGGUACUCCAAGGUCUUGGGGAUCUCCAGGUGUGGGAGCCAUUCCUAUAAAGCCCUUUGAUAAAGUUGACAGGACCAGGCUUCCUGCAGACUUGGGUAGUGAGGGAGAUAUCGUGGGGGACUUUUUGCCAGUAGACUCUACUCCCUCUACCAGUGAAUGCCCUCUUCCGGGUAGUCACUCCACCCCUUCAGCCAGCCAGUGCACUGCAUCGGCCAGUCACUGCACCCCUUCUACCAGUUACAAUGAGACCACAGAGACAGACUUGUCCCUGAACCAGACUCCUAGUACUGGUCCCAAGACAAUCAGAUCUAAGAAGCGGAAGAAGAGAAAGCUUACCUUUGCUCGCAAGAAGCAACGUACCAUGAUGCCAGUCGUCAACCAAGCACUUGAUCUUGACAAUGAUUUAGAAAGGAAACUGGAGGAAAAUGCAGCAAAGAACAACCUAACUGCCAUCAAUGUCAAAAGCAUUUUACACCAUGUGAUAACCAACGAACAUGUGCUGUCAAUGGUGAGAAAUACAAUGAAAGAUGCUGGGUUGGUGGAGAUUGAACAAGAACCUGCCCCUUAUACACCAAAGUUGACAAGAGCAAAGUUAAAAGAAGCAACAGAAAAGGUUGGCAAUAUGCCCUAUGUGUGGCCGCUGUCACCUGUGAAAAACAAGAAAGCAACUCCUGGAUUCAUCGAGAUCAACUUCUCCGAUGAUACCUCUUCAGAUGAUGAGGAUUAUGAUCCCAACCUGGAUGAACUCAUGAUGAGAGAGGAGAGUGAUUAUGAGAGUGUCACAUCCCAGAUGAGCGAUUUUGGUUCUCCGUGUGCAAGUACCCCGCCCCGAUCCGUACAACAGAGCAUCACUGAGAGUGAGAUGGAGGACAGCCCCACCCCUACCCCAGCCCCUGACCACGCCCCCACCCCCACCACAAACACACCUAAGACCAUUCCCAGACCCAUAGCCAAACACAUGCAGGUUGCCCCUGUACCCAUGGGACCGCCUCCUCCUCCCAUCAACCCCGACAGGCUUGGGGAUGAUGAUGCGUUUCUAAGGGAGUUGGCAGCCGUCACAAAGCAGGAGGCCAACAUAAUUGCCCAUCGCACCCGAUCAAAGCUAACUAUCGACAAACCCCUUGAGGUCAUAGAAGCUUCUUUUGUAGCUCCUGAUGCUGAACAUGACACAAAUGAUGUGAGUGAUGUGUAUGAGUCAGACCAUGAAGAUAGUGAAUGGAAGAAGUGGCUUGCAUCUCUCUACAAGACUGAAGAUACUGCUAACACAGAGCCAACUGAUGAUGAACAGAACGACCCAGAAUACAACUUUCUUGCAGAAGAAGAAACACUUGACAGAGAGGAUUUCAGGACAGAUAGGGCUGUGCGUGUCAGCAAGAAAGAGCUGAAUGAGCUUCUAGAUGAGGUCGUCGAAGCUUAUGGGGAUGAAGUUGACUGGCUAGAUGAUUUUGACAUGAACCAAUUUGACCAAGAACCUCAGUCAUCAGCCCUAAACAAUUUGAUGCAUCAGAAGCAGAAGUUCUCCCCAUCCAAAUUCUACACCAUGCCUUCUUCUUACUCUGGGAUGCUGUCCGCCCCGUCACCUACCUCUAAGGCUUCCACAUCAUCCAAGUUUCGGCUCGGAGAAGUGCUAUCAUCCAUCAUGGCCACAACAUCUUCAGCAGAUGCAACACCCGUGGAAACUCCAGACGCAACGGUCAUUGAGGCAACUGCAGCUACCGCAGCAGAGACAACAGCAUCCACCAUAGAGGCAACUGCAAUGUCUGCAUCAAUACCUGAGGAAAGAGAUUCACGUGUCCAGACAGCAUCAGAAGCAGUGGCAACUCAGGCAACUGGUCAACCUCUAUCACAAGAAACCUAUCCUCCACCACAACAGACACACCAGCAGGUGCAACCAUCUGGAGAAUCUGUGCCAACAGUUCCUGCAGUGGUUCAACAGCAGGAUCGUGGGGUAAUCAUCCCGCAGGCUCCCCCUGUUGCAUGGACCAUCGAGGCCAAGACACUGCCUUCCUUGACCCUGAACGCAGGAGAGCUUGAACAGUUUCAACAACAGAUGCAGCAGCAUAUCCAGUUGCUUUGUCAAAUGUACCUAAUGGCAAGGGAAAAUGACACACUUAAAGAUUGUACAAACCAGGCUAAACAGUUCUUGACUGAGCUAGAUUUACUUGCUGGUGUGAAUGAGGAAGGGAUGAAGAGCCAGGGGAACUUCGGACAGGCCCAAUUCCAUUCUUUCUUCCGUGCUUGUAACCUGGAUGGGGCUCUGGAACUGUUGAAAACCCCCAGAUCCCCAUUCAAACAAAUUGACGAGGAGUCUUCAGACAAAAAGUCUGGGCCACGACCCAAGGCCCCACCCCUUCAGACGACUCUCCGUAACCUGAUCGCUAAGAGCGAUGUCUUCAUCCACAUUGAACUCUUGCCUAAAGCCAUGUACCAUGACAUCUCCAGAAGUGCUAAAAUCGUUUUUGUGGAAGGUGAAGACAAGUUGAUUGUGAGGGGUCUUGAUCAGUUUGGUACAUUUGAAGAUAGAUUUCAGCUGAUCCAGAAUCUCAUGAUGCCCUGUAAAACAGCAGCUCAGAUUAGGAACCGAAUAAAAAAUCUAUUCUGCUAUCGCAAAUGCAAGGUCAAUGUCAAGAAUCCCAUUGUGAUCUACAAGACCACUAAUCAUAUAGUCCAUUCCCCGUCCAUGUGUUCCGUGGUGAAACCCAAUGAAGCCACUGCUCCAAUCAACAUUAAGAGCAAUAAACUACCAAAAUGGGUUCUUCCAAUACAGGGUGUUCAUGUCCAUAUAAAAGAAUGCCUCAUGGAAGUUAAGAAAGAAAAGGCUAAGCAACAUAUGCCAAAGCUUUCUCCACUCAAGCCAAAGAUCCAAGCUCCCAUUCAAAUAACUACCAGAGACCAGUUGAUGGGCCAAACUCAAGUCCAGGUACCAGUCCGAGACGUAGGUCCUGCAACAGGCAACUCAGUUCCAGUCCUCACUCAGCUACCCCCAGAAGCAUCACGCUAUAUCCUUGCACCCAAUGUUGGGCUAACUGCAGGAGGAUUGCUACUGCAGCCUGGGCAGCAGAUCCUUCCUCAGGGUCUCCUACCAAGAACUGUUUGUGAGGUUAAAUAUAUGAUAGACAGCCCCCAGAUGUCACCCAUGGCUGCAGGAAGUACACCUGGUAUCCCACAACUGCCAAGUGGUGUACAAUCUGUGUCUGUACCAUCUACAACUCAAGCUGAUGCAAAUCCCAGUGCAAAUCCUGUUGUAAAUCUUCCAUCAAGCAACACUGUGUCACUUGCUUCACUUCAUGUCAAAGGGCUGCUAGCUGCAGAUGUCACAGCAUCAACCACGCAAGCAUCGCAAGUUGAUCAGUCUACCAGUGCAGAUGCUGCCUAUGUGACAGGGACUACUACAAAUGUAACAUCUAUCACUGCCUCCCAAAUGGAGUUACACAACACUUUGGCUACUACAAAGACUACAUCACAUUCUGUGGUUAGAACUCUUCAGUUUUCUGAAGAUCCUGCAUCUAUAUCGCAGACACCAUCGGUGAACACUGUCCAGGAGUCUAAUCAGACAAACACCUGUGAAGGAGUUGGUGUGACAUUACCCCAAAGUCAAGGUGAAGUCCAUGUAGAUAAUGUGCCUCAGGAAAAGGAUCAAGGAGGUGAACGACCAUACAAUUCUCUCUUGCAUGGACAUUAUGAUCCUCAUAACCAGAGGAGAGGUAGGACAAGCACAUCUUCAGUCCCCCAAGGAGUUGGCAUAAAGGAUCCUGUUCGGGAACUGAUCAAGAGAAAAAAAUUGAAAAAGAAACUAUCCCCAAGACAUGGUCGCUUUGUAGCUAUGUCGUCUCUCGCUUCAAAGGGAAUAUCUUCGUUUAACAGGUUUUUGCAUGGCAAAAGUCCUGAGAGGCGUCAUUUCCGAAGUCCCAAGUCAAAACUAUCGCCUGGUAAGAUUAGAGUGACACUGGGUGAUGAAGAAAAUAGUUCUCCUGAUUCUGUGAAGGGAAGUCAGCGAUUGGAAGAAGCAUUUAAAAGCACAAGGACUGAGAAUUCUUCUGGGGAAAGGAGGACCAGUGAUUCAGACGAGGAUUGUAUUCCUCUAGAGACUGCCUUGAGGCAGUUAGAUGAGGAAGAAGAGACCGAGAGGACUGCCAGUCCAAGAGGAGUAGUGGUAGAGAAUUUAGUUGCCCGUAGUUGCGACGAAAGCCCAUCUGAUACUUGUGUUCCUAUGGCAGUGGAUGAACCUACUCUUGUAUCCACUCCUGUCACUGGUAGUAUAGCAUUAGAGACACGCCCAGAUACCAAACAUUCUCCAUUGCAGGUUACGGUGAGGAUUGAUGGUAACGUGACCACAAAUGCACCUGUUCCUAUAUCCGCUGGUCUCAGUGCCAGUUCCGAGCCCAUGCAAGGAAUCACAAUUGGCAGCUCUGUAGGUAUCGCUAGUCAGAUGAUGGCAGUGAACCGAACUCAAAGUCCAACAAGAGAACUGUCAGAGGGAGGCACACCACCAGCCAUCCCAAGCUUGCCAAUGGUCCAGCAGGAGGACACCACAAGCCAGAUGUCUGAGGGUGCUGCAAGCGCAAACAGUAACCCCAAAUUGCCCUUUGACCUCCCAACUGACCAGUUAGAGAUGAUGGCAUCCACUGCGACGGGAGGCAAGUCUCCAACCCUAGACGAACAACCUGGAGCCAGGGAGUUCCUGUCCGGUGGAGAGCAGGGUGGUCCUGGUGAGGAUGGAGAGGAGGAGAUGGAGAUGUGUAGGGGGAGCAAUGUCAAGGUUGCAGCCAAGAGGAUUAAGAGCAAACUGAGGAAGGAUCUGGAGUCAACGGUCGUUCUCUUGGAUCCAGAUAUAGUCAACCAAGACCCACAUAAAGAAGAGCGCGAGCUUGCUUUUGCCAAGGAUUUUCUGGACAGGGUUAAGGAAGCUUUACAUGAUAACUUUGAUCAGUAUCAGCAAUUCCUGAGAGUCUUCAAUGAGCAUUCUGAAGAUCCAAACUCAUCCAUUGCAGAUUUGUACUACUCAGUAAAGGAUGUGUUAACAGAUAGACCUGAUCUGAUAGAAGAAUUCACUGCCUUCAUGCCUCCGGAUGUUGCACUUCAGUGUGGUGUGUUCUUAGAGUGCCUGGAAUUCUCCAAAGCGAGACUGUUUUUACGUCAAGUCGAGGUUCACUUCCACAAACAGCCGGCCCACAUACAGAGGGUCAUCAAGACAAUGGUACAGUGGGGAGAGACACAGCGGAACUAUCAAGAUUUGAAAGAAGCCUUGAUCCCUCUACUGAAAGGACAGCCUCACCUUGAACAGGAGCUCUCAAUGCUGUUCCCUGAUAGCAGGCCACCAGAGAAUUACAUGAUGGACUUUGAAGAAAUUAAUCUAACAGAUGACAAGAAAAUGGCUUGUGAUGACUUUGAGGAGAUUGAGCUAUCAGAGAGUGAAGAGGAAGAAGAAGGGACUGUUGCCAAGCAACAGGGGAGAGGCGCCACUGAUAGGAACAUCCUGGACCCCUGGAAAGGGCUGAAUGAUGAGCUUCAGUAUGGAACCCGGAGCUGUAAAUGUAACUGCCAUGAGACAUCUCAAGACUCCCGUGUUCAACGGAAAACAAGGCAUUGUGCUUAUUGUUCAGCUAUGGUGACCAGAGCAGAGCUGAUCAGCUCGUUGCGUGGUGUAGGCCCUGGACGUAGACGGGCCAUGCGAGAUGGAUCAGUAGGCCGAAGGAGAGGUACCGGUGUGGGCAAAAGACAAGGCAGAGGUUCCAAAUUGACUAAUGGAGCGAAAGGAGAGGACGGCGCCGGAGGCUCGUAUCCAACCAAUGAGGCUGUCAAUCAUCUAUCACAGAUGUGUGAUAAUCUUGCAGACUACCUCCAGGACAAUGCCUCGGCAACGGAAGAUGAAGAUGAUGUAGAGGAUGAUGAGGAUCAUGAUGAUGAAGAAGAGGAUGAUGAUGAAGAUGAUCAUGAUGACGAUGAAGAUGUUGGCGACGAAGAAGAGGAUGAAGAUGAACUCGGUGUUGCUACCGGUGAUGAGGAUGAUGAUGUAGAUCAUGAGGAUGAUAUAGAUGGCCAAGAUGAUAUCGAUGGCCAUGAGGAUGAUGAGGAGGAGGAUGAAGAAGAGGAAGAUGCUGCAGAUGAUAGAGAUGAAGACGAUGAUGAUGAAGGUGGUGUGAUGUCAGAAGACGAUGCAGAUGAUGAAGAAGAGGAUGGAGGAGACAUAAAUCAUAUGACAUCUGGAGAAAGCACAGAUGAUCUCACAGCAGACCAUUCACCUUGUACCAGUCGUGGCAGUAGAGAAACAAUGGGCUCAGGAAAUAGUAACUCUGGGUCCCAGCUGAGUACAAGUCCUGCCUCGUCCCAUACUACCCUCCUUGGGUCAGGCGUUACCAUGGAUACUGAUAGUCGCAGUCUCACAUGCUCACCAACAGAAUUUCAGAUAUCUGUCCAGGAAAAGCCUGAUGAUGUUUCUGUUGAGUCAGAAACAAAGGGUGUUCUUGUUCCUGAUAUGGUGUCUGCAGAGCAUGAGGUCAAAACACAGACUGAUCCAAACUCUGAAUCAACCAAGGGAAAGACUGAAGAGAAACAGGAAAAUGAUGGUGAAGGGUCCAUCGGCAUUGGCCACCAAAAGACUGAGAAUAGACAAGAGGAGACGCCAGCUCCUGCUGGAGACCAGGAGGGGAAAGGAGAACUGAAGGAGCUUAGUGAUGGAGAUCAGGUAGAAGAAGGAAGUGAUCCUCAGCAAUCAUCGUCUGUGGAGACUGAUGGAGCUUCAUCAGGGUUAAACUGGAAUAGAGAUGCAGACAGAGUGUUACUUCAGGCCUGUCAGGAGGAAGGAGCUAGUGAAGAAACUUUCAUCAAAGUAGCUUCUCAUUUGAAUGAUAAAACACCACAACAGGUUAAAGAGAGAUUUGCCACUCUCAUGAAGUUAUUUCACCUGAAAGCAAGUAAUGAUGAUGAGCCAAGCAACGAUGAAGAAGAUGAGGAGGAGGAUGAAGAAGAAAGUGGUGAAGAGGAAGAGGAGAAUGUGGAUGAUGAAACAGAAGUCUAAUAAAAUGAAAAUCCAGUGAGAGCCUGGCAAUGUUUGGGGCAAGGAAGAAUAUGUGAUACAAGGCAAUUGGCCCCCUUGCUUGAUAAACAACAACAAAACAAAAAUAGUUCUUGUACGUUGCAAAGAAUCUCAGAAAAUUGCUAUUGAGACAAAUACAAAUGUAUUUGCCAUGAACAGAAAAGGAAAAAUAUUGCUCUACAGAAAUUUUAAUUUUGCAACUUCAGAAACACAACUUGAUUUUCAGAAGCGCUUAUUUGGGACCUGUACUUGAUUCUUAUAAUUGUGACAAAACACAAUUCCUUCUGUAAAUGUGCAUGUGUUUUCUUUUCUCUUUUCUUUCAAAUCUACAAUUUUUGUUUGCUGUGGGCUGAUAUGGUUUUUUUAUAUGUUUUUAAACAGUAUCCCAUAUUAACAACUCAUUUUUUAGUCAUUAUUCAAACUACCCCCUUUCAUGUGGCCCUGUUACUUCUUAAAUACAAGACCUAUGCUUUGUUCUUGAACUUUGAAUUGUUAUCAAAAUUGCAUACAAUAUUUAAAUGAGAAAAUCCCUGUUUUGUCAAGAAAGAAAUUUAACUGAAUUAUGCUUUAUCAUGAUGCCAUAUUUUAUUUUGACAUCUGUAUUUCCCCUUAGACUGCCACAUUCAAAACUGGUUUGAAUGACAUCAUCCCUCUCCUUUGAUUUUUGGCCGAUAAUUAUUUGGCGACACUGUACAGUAGGUCCUCUUGUAAUUGUGUCAGUUGGUUCAUUUACAGAGCUGUUUUCUCUACAAGUGUCACAAUACACACUGCAUACUAGGUCUUACUUCCUAAAUGUCCUAUUCGAACAUGUGCUCUAGAAUUAAACUUAUUUCUCUGGGUUGUAUACAGACUUAUGGCAAGUUUUUGAGAAUUAAUGCCACUGCUGUGAAAAGUAUUUUGUAUACUCGUUUUGAAUUAAAUGGCAAGUCCACCCCAGAAAAAUAUUAAUUUGAAUAAGAAAAAUCAAACUAGCAUAACGCUGAAAAUUUCAUCAAAAUCUGAUGUAAAAUAAGGAAGUUAUGACAUUUUAAAGUUUCGCAUAUUUUUCACAAACAGUAAUAUGCACAAUUCAGUGACAUGCAAAUGAGACAGUCGAUGAUGUCCCUCACUCACUAUUUCUUUUGUUUUUUAUCGUUUGAAUUAUACAAUAUUUAAAUUUUUACAGAUUUGACAGUAAGGACCAACUUGACUGAACCAUAUAGUAUAAAACAAUGCCAAUUCCACAUAUUCAGGGAGGAAUUAAUCAUUGUUUCACUUGAUAAUGAGGAGAAAAUAGAAUAUUUCAUAUUCCAUAUAAUAAAAUACAAAAGAAAUAGUGAGUGGAUGACGUCAUCUGCCUCCUCAUUUGCAUACCGGUCAGGAUGUGCCUGUAACUGUUUUAUGAAAUUAAGCGAAACUUUAAAAUGUCAUAACUUUCUUAUUUUAUAUCCAAUUUCGAAGAAAUUUUCAGUGUUAUGCUUGUUGGAUUUUUCUCUUUUUAGUCAUAUCAACUGUUUGUUGGGGGUGGACUUGUCCUUUAAAUGAAAAUAGAAGAUGGGCUUAUUUUACUAUAUACAUUGCUGAAAUAUGUGUGAUUUGUAUAGAUAUGUGAGAAAUGUAAUCCUGUUUUCUAAGUUUUGUAUGUUUGUUUGUUUUUUGCUCUAAAGAAAUUACCCAAGCUUGCCAAAAUAGUAUUGAAUUAGAGUGAGUGAUUACAGCUAUUUUGGAGUGAAACUUAAUUUAUUCCCAUGAUUUAGGUAUUUGACUUUGAGUGAAUGCUUAUUUCAUAAUUUUUGUAUUUUUAUUAUUCAUCUUACAUGUUCUUUUUCUGAUAACAUGAAGGCAGUUGAUUAAUAUUUUUUUAGAUAGAAUUGUGAUAUGAUAAGAUUAGAUAUUGAUGAUGUGUGCAAAAAUCAUGGUGGUUUGCAUUUAAUCUAAUUUGUAAUUCCUGCCAUGUAUACCUGCUACUCAAUUAAAUGUAUAAAGAUUGUCUUUUGAGGAAUUAUAUUCUAGAAAUAAAGAUCUUUUUUUGACCAGUGACUAACCAGUUGUAGUAUAUCCAUAUAUAAAUUGCACAUUAUGAAUUCACAGUUAUUUUAGGAAUUCUUUCCUCCAGAAUUCACUCAAUGAUUAUGUCUGCUUUUUUCCUCUUUAUUGACAUUUUCAUCACAUGAUUGUGAUUUGUUUAUUUAUUAUGGUAAAUCUAAUUUUAGUGCCUCCCUUCUCCCAAGAUAUAGACAUAUGGUGAUAUAAUCUUGGUAUUUAUUUUGUUGAUGACAUAUCAUACAACUCCCAUCAUUCAUGCUGUACAUUUUGUUAAGUAUAUCUGCCUUUUGGUGCAAUUUUAUUUGUAAUGAGUGGUAAACUGCUGUAAACAAAAAGUUUGUUAAUUGCUAUAUUUUGUUGGUCUUCUGUACAUACUUGUAAAUACAGGAACAGUUUUGUAUUUCUGAUCUUGCAAAAAGCAAAUAUAAACCUGAGAGUUCUGAAUUAUGGAAA